Messenger RNA from Xyrichtys novacula (pearly razorfish), 2973 nucleotides. The record is from the annotation of a GenBank genome assembly. NCBI's taxonomy places the organism in Eukaryota, Metazoa, Chordata, Actinopteri, Labriformes, Labridae.
GUAAUGUUGCUGCAGAAAAAACAGACAGCAAGCGUGUAGCAUGAUGGUAAAUUUGAGUGGUUUAGCUGCCGGUCAAGCUUCUGAUAAGUGGACUGAUACUGACAUAUUGAUCCGUGAUUUCUCAAAAUUUAUUGGUGGAUUCGUUUUUAAAAUGUCGGGCCCUCGACUGAAGUCAAAAUCGGACUUACACCAGCCAACAGUGUAGAAAAAAAACAGCCUUCUGAGACCGAUCAGCCAGAUCUGCUGUCAUGACAUGCUAGUACAGCUGGCUGAGAUUGACCACUAUGAAAACCAAACACAGUGCAGCAAGGUUAAUGAGCCUAACGCUGCUGAGACUCGUAUUGAUAUGGUUAAUGCAUGAUAUGAUCAACUAUGCUGCGCUAACAGCUGUGCCAUGAGGAGCAAAGAGCAAAUCUAAGGUGAGCUGAUACUCAAAUUGAAAUUGUGACUCCUUUAUCAUAAUAUAUUGCAAGCUUUACUCGUUUUUUUCAUUCCACAUGCAUUGAGAUAUCUUUGUCUUUGUUUCAUUUCUAACAAAUAAAAGGAAAAGUUGAGUUAAUAUACUUUUUCUGUCUUUUGCAGGUUUUUUAAACCCCAUGUGUGUUAAGAAAUUUAACUCUUCUGCCCAAAAGGCUUGAAGGUUUACACUGAUCACCAUGCGUAUCAGUCUGUGCCAGGGCCUGUUAACCGGGGCCAUCGUUCUUAACCUCCUCAUCCUCUACUAUGUGUCACGGGCCCAGCAGCAAAUGAUGGAAAAGAGGAAAGAACUAGGCAGAGGCUCAAGGAGGGUCGCCCUACCGGCCUCAGGUCUAGGGGGAGGCCUAGCUGGAGGUGAGCCAGGGGUGGUCGGAGUGGAGGGACACAGUCGCAGCCCACGUGUGACAGUUCUUCUCCGUGAGUUUGAGAACUUUGAGAAUUACGUUGGAGAUGUGGCUACUUCCUUCCUCCGCCAGAGACCCGAGCUUCCGUUUCUUGCUGUUGCUGACUCAUCUCCGUACCCUCCCUUGGUGCUUCCAGAAGGGGCUCGUCUCCUGAUACUCACCCCCAGCCCGGAUCAGUCGCCCCAAGCUCACAGACCAGAGUUCCACGUCCAGACUGAGUUUGUGUUGCUGGUACCUGAUGGGGUGGAAUUGGAGCAACCUCGGUCUAUAGAGAGGCUGAUCAGGGAACUGGAAGGUGAGGGUGGGGGACCUGUGAGAGUGGUCGCUGCACCCGUGCUGGCUCGGUCAGCAGUGCAGUGCCUCCACCUGCGGGUGAACCUCAGAGAGUGGACAGCCACUUACUCGCCGGCUGCUUCUGGAAGCAGUGGAAGUGUGUGCACAGCUUUACAAGGAGAUGCCGUUGUCCUCAUUCGCACCGAGGAUCUUUUUAAUCUCUCUGUACCUCUUGGGCGACCUUUUUUUCCCUCGCUCUUUGUCCAAACUGCUCUGAGAGGCUGGAAGGUGAAGCUGCUGGAGAGCCCCUGUUUUUCUGCAAAUCACCGUCCCCUCUAUAGUUCCGCUCACAACCAGUGGAAAGCCGACACUCGCCUGAAGGAGGCCACAGGGAAGCUCAUGAAGAGCUUUGGUUUGAAGCGCAUCCUGCUGCCUGAUGGGAAGGAACAGUGGUUUGGUUGCAGUAAAGAGACACCACGCUGUUUUGGUACAGUGCAAGAAGACACUCCAGAUUACCUUUACCUGGAUCGCUGGACACCGCCGUGUUGCCUACGAGGACUGAGAGAAACCGCCAAAUAUGUCAUCAACAUCCUGGAGACCUCUGGUGUGCGCUACUGGUUGGAAGGUGGGGCCUUGCUGGGUGCUGUCCGCCAUCAGGACAUCAUCCCCUGGGAUUAUGAUGUGGACCUGGGCAUCUACUUGGAGGAUAUACCCAACUGUGAUCACCUGAAAAACCUGGACUCAGGCUCCCUUGUGGAUGCUAACGGCUACGUGUGGGAGCGUGCAGUGGAAGGCGAUUUCUACAGAGUCCAGUACAGUGAGGCCAACCACCUGCAUGUCGAUCUGUGGCCGUUCUACGCACGGAACGGCGUCAUGACCAAAGACACAUGGACCGAGCACAAGCAGGACGUUGAGUUCCCGGAGCACUUUCUGCAGCCGCUGGUACCCAUGACGUUUGCUGGCAUCGCUGCUUUUGCCCCCAACAACCACAGAGCCUUUUUGGAGCUUAAGUUUGGAGAGGGGGUGAUUGAAAACCCCCAGUAUCCCAACCCUGUAAAGAAGAGGCUGGACAAAAGCAAACUAUGAGGCAUGGUAGACUCAGACUAUUUUGUGAUACACAGCCUGAAAGACGAGUCUUACAAACUUUUGAGGUACAAAAAGAUGAUGAACAUUAAUCAAUUCAUACCCCUGUCUUCUGCACAAGGAAUAUUUAAUGAGUCAAAGACAGGUUUUAGUACAUUGUGUGCUCAACCUGUAUAUAAUGUAUAGUAGAGUAUAAUUAUGACAGCUGUUAAUUAUACACACUUUUAAUAUUUGUUUCUUGUUACAAGCUACACAACCUUGAGCAGGAUUUAAGGUUUUGUGUAUUUUAUCCAUAUUUAUCAUCCAAACAGGAGCUUCCAAACUUUUUUUUUAACUUGUGUUGAUUUGCACUCAGUCUUGCAGUUUCCUUUUUUGCACUGUUCAUGAAAGAAAAGGUUUUUUUAUGCUCAGAUGUGGUCCUUGACAGCUGUAAUGUUAUUCGUUGGUUUCUGUGUGUUAGAAUGAGAAACACAUUGAAAACACUGACAUUUAUCCUGUGAGUAGAAUGAAAGUUACUCUGUCAAACCUCAGUAUUAAGGUAAGAACAUAAAACGUUGAAUGUGUGUUUAACCUGUGCAUCUACAUGUGGUACUACUGAGCGAUGAAAUGAGAUUUCAAUGUAGCACCAGCUUCCCUGGAUACGACACGUUUCCUGUAAUGUUCUUCCUUGUGUGUUGUACAUCGAGGCAUCACUCCAUUUCAGAAAAAGGUCAAAUAAAGAAGUUGGUUCAGAUUA